UAUGUCGAGACUUUGCUGUUCUGGAAGAUCAUACCUUGGCCUAUAACUUACAGGAGCAAGAGAUUGAGCAUCACUUGGCAACAAACGUUCAGCGUAAUCGUCUGGUGAAGCAUGACUUGCAGGUGGCCAAGCAACUUCAAGAAGAGGAGGAUCUGAAAGCACAGGCUCAAAUCCAGAAACACCGGCAAGACUUAGAACGACAGGACUGUGAGAUCGCUCAGGAAAUCCAAGUGAAGCUGGUAUUUGAAGCGGAGCAGCGCCGCAAGCAAGAGGAAAACGAUGAGGAUAUUGCUCGUCUCCUACAACAGAAAGAACUGCAGGAAGAAAAAAAGCGCAAGAAGCACUACCCAGAAUCCCAGGGAUAUACAGUCUAUGAAGAUAGCUAUUAUGCAGAAAAUGGAGGCUCUAAGUUGAGGGGGACAAACCAAGCCACCUGUGAUACACCCCGAAGGGAACAGGAGUUAUCCGAUGCAGAGAUUGCUCGGAAGCUGCAGGAGGAAGAGCUCCUGGCUAACGAGGCAGAUCAGAAGGCAGCUCAAGUAGCCCAAGAUGAGGAAAUUGCCCGACUCUUGAUGGCUGAGGAGAAAAAGGCUUUAAAGAAAGGGAGAGAGAGAGAAAGGUCUUCCUUUGAAAAGAGGAGGCAUGAUCAAGACUGGAAGCAUGAUGCAAGUGAGUCCACACGCUCAAGGUCAAAAGAAGGGCCUGAAACUCAGCGACACAGAAGUGACAGGUCUUCAAGGUCGCAGCCUCUCCUUGAUGGCUCUGAACACAGUCGGUAUUACACAAGCCAGCCCAGCCCCUUGCGCCAGAUCCCCAAACCUGAGCACUCUCCUAAAGGUUCCCGUAGGAAGCAGUAA
Molecule: messenger RNA, 857 nt
Organism: Antrostomus carolinensis (chuck-will's-widow)
Lineage: Eukaryota; Metazoa; Chordata; Aves; Caprimulgiformes; Caprimulgidae
Gene: CCDC50
Product: coiled-coil domain containing 50
Exons: 10
Cellular component (GO): cytoplasm
Molecular function (GO): ubiquitin protein ligase binding
Source: RefSeq, a predicted model, not a curated record